CCCCACAUCAGUUCGUGACAUCAUCGAGCAGUAAGUACUUCCGGGUUGAAGGUGUUUAGCGGUUCUGUUUAUCUAGCUAGCAAGAGCUAGCCGCCUGUUGGCCAAUGUUACUAGUUUCCACAAGAUGAAACCAAAGUCCUACCUGUGGUGAAGUGUAUGAGGUCAACGCAGGAUACGUUCCCAACGUCGUGCUUUAAUUGCUUUGAGUAACCAUUGCAAUCCAGCAUGGCGUCACCAAAUGAGUCUGGGGCUCGGAGAAAACAGCAUGAAAGGGCAGCCCGGCCCAAGGUAAGACUGAGUCGUUCCGAAGAGAGACAGGACCCAGGGUGCAGGCAGAGGGGCGCUAAGGGCAAGUGGAAAGGCUUUGCUGCCCAUCAGCCGGCUGUUGAGCGACCCGUCAGUGAUGGCUUUGAGUAUGGGGAUUUCUUAAAUGACCUUGAAAGCAAGGACAAUGCCGCUGCUGCCUCCUCUCCCCAGAGAGCAAGCUGGAGAUGUCAUGGGGGGGAUGCUGUGGCCUUAUUGCUGCCCGAACCAGCGGCAUCCACUGAAGGCUUGGCAACAGUCAGCUCUUGUGCAGAGUCAUCUACACCCAGUGAAGGAGACUGCAGAGGAUCAAACGGCAGUCGGACAUUCCGGCAAAAAAUCCAAGAUGCAAUGGGGCAGUGUUUCCCCAUUAAGACGCACAGCGCAGAGAGCACGCCCCCACUUCCUCAUGCCUUCUUCUUGUCAGCAGGCUGCACCCCCUCUCGACGGAAGAUCCAUCUAAGUGAGCUGAUGUUGGACGACUGCCCUUUCCCCGUGGGGUCAGAGCUGGCUCACAAAUGGCAUCUCAUAAAGCAACACACGGCCCCCAUCACUCACCUCCCGGUGCUCGACCCCUCUGCGGCGUGCGGUGCUCUGGCUUCCACCGUGGCGUUGCCGACUGAAGAUGUGGAUGACAGGCUGAGGGAGCGCAGGCGCAUCAGCAUCGAGCAAGGCGUGGAGCCGCCACCCCAUGCGGAGAUCCACACGUUGGAGGUGACGUCCCAAAUGAACUCGCUCCACAGGCGCGGCCCCAAAGUGGCUCAUGGCUCAAACGAGUUGGCAGGAGGCGAGCGAGCUCCUGCAGCUCAUCAGCAGAAGCAGCUUCUCUUGCAGAGGCAGAAGCAGCAUCAGCUUCUUCUGCAGAGUUGUUUGGACACCCUGGAUGAGGUGGUGGCCUCCUCUUCCUCUUCGGCUGCUAGUGACGUUAGCACUGCGUCUGUGGUCCACCCACAGGAGACCAGCUCGCCCCAGAGAGCUGGCCCACACAUUCACACUCAGAUUGACUACAUUCAUUGUUUAGUUCCUGACCUCCUGCAGAUCACCAACCUGCCUUGUUACUGGGGCGUCAUGGACCGCUAUGAGGCAGAGACGCUUCUAGAGGGGAAACCCGAGGGCACCUUCCUCCUGCGCGACUCGGCCCAGGAAGACUACCUCUUCUCAGUCAGCUUCCGCCGCUACGGUCGCUCUCUGCACGCCCGCGUCGACCAAUGGAACCACAAUUUCAGCUUUGACGUGCGGGAUCCUAGCGUCUUCCACGCGACCACCGUCACAGGCCUGGUGGAGCACUACAAGGACCCGAACUCGUGCAUGUUCUUCGAGCCGCUGCUGUCCAUCCCCAUGCCUCGCACGCAGCCCUUCAGCUUGCAGCAAAUCUGUCGUGCCGUCAUCAGCAGCCGCACCACCUACGACGGCAUCAACACGCUGCCCAUACCAAACACCUUGAAGAAGCACCUGAAAGAAUACCACUAUAAGCAGAGGGUACAUGUUCGCAGGUUGGACGCAUGGUGGGAGUGACCACCAACCACUGGAAUCACUUCCAGAAGCCUGUUUCCGCCGUACAAGUGGCCAAAUUACUUAUUUAUUGUGCUGUACCUCCUGCUGCGUCCCACACUGGCACGACAAGAUGUAAACUCACUGGUCUCGAACCUGCUUUCUGCUAGAAUAAACCUACUGGAUUUUUA
Messenger RNA from Doryrhamphus excisus (bluestripe pipefish), 1985 nucleotides. It is a transcript of the gene socs9, whose product is annotated as suppressor of cytokine signaling 9. The record is from RefSeq and is a predicted model, not a curated record. Gene Ontology annotation, cellular component: phosphatidylinositol 3-kinase complex. Gene Ontology annotation, biological process: phosphatidylinositol phosphate biosynthetic process; intracellular signal transduction. Gene Ontology annotation, molecular function: 1-phosphatidylinositol-3-kinase regulator activity. Lineage: Eukaryota; Metazoa; Chordata; Actinopteri; Syngnathiformes; Syngnathidae.